This is a messenger RNA of Lutzomyia longipalpis, 5007 nucleotides long. Its product is annotated as irregular chiasm C-roughest protein-like. The transcript is spliced from 14 exons. The record is from RefSeq and is a predicted model, not a curated record. Gene Ontology annotation, cellular component: cell-cell junction. Bases 1899 to 4463 code for a protein of 854 amino acids. Gene Ontology annotation, molecular function: cell adhesion molecule binding. Gene Ontology annotation, biological process: cell-cell adhesion. NCBI's taxonomy places the organism in Eukaryota, Metazoa, Arthropoda, Insecta, Diptera, Psychodidae.
UCUCAAAGUUUCGCUGAGAGAAGGGUAACCUGCUGUGUGUUCCUUCGGCAGAGAACACGACAUUCCAUUACUAAAAGUGCAUCGAAAGUGUAACAAUUCGGCCUGAUUUUCAUCCCCCGCAACUGCCAUCGAAGCUGUCACUCCGAUAAGGGCAAGUGUCACUUGACUGACUAAAGGCGAUACAGAGUGUACAUUGUGUGUAGUGGACAGAAAGGACAUUCGCAACACGGUGGUGUACUAAAUAAUAAACCCUGAAUUUUUUUUUUACAUUUAUUUCUCUGAGUUUUCCGUGUUGCUCAUGAAAAGCGGCAGGAGCAAACAAGAGAGAAAAAAAAGUGUGAGUGCUACGGAUAACGUGAAUGGUUGUGGCCCACAGUGGGUAUUAAAGAAGCAAAAGAGGACAAUUUCUCUGUGUGAAUAUCCGCAUUAAUUAGCAAUUCACGGUGCGGAAUAAAGAAAAGUUUAAUACUGUGAGGACGUAACAUGGUGGAGAAAUUCUAGGCGAAGUACAGCGGAAAUCACCUUGGAGAGCUUUUAAAAAGCUUUACCGUGUUUUUCGAGGGGGUGGUGAGCAUACUUACGGCACCAUCCAUAAAUUUUCACAUGUAUUAAAUCUACAUGUCGAGUGCGUGCCUCGCCGCAGGAUCGCAACAGUGAGGAGAGGAGUUAAAACGAUCCCAAACCCCUCUGAAUGGGGUUGCGUUUAGUGGUUUGGAUACAGCACAGCCACAUCUCCCAUUUGUCACUCCAUCGUACAUAAGUUAAAGUCCCCAAGAAGAUGCAAAUAUAUAUGUUUUAUAUAUAGAAACAUCGCAAAAAUUUUAGUGUUUCUGAUAUAUUUUUCAUGCUUCCAAGAGGUGAAAAAUUGCCAUACAUACUUUAGUAGUAUACUACCUAUAUACCCCCCAACACUGAAGGCCUAGUUUUGUGGAUGAAGAAUAAAACUGAGCUAUAUAGGUACAUUACAUACAUAUAUGUAUAUCGGUGUAAUACUCAAUUGGUGAAUUGCAAAGCAUCUUCGGGGCAAAUUGUAAUUCUCGUGUGUUAGUUGUAAUAAUAGUAAUCAGCUGAACGACUUAAGCUUCCUGCGGUGCAACCCCUUCCAAGUUGAACAACAGAAGCACGGAAGUGCAUAUCGAGAUUAACUCUACUAUAUCGUACGAGGGUGAAAUUUUACAGUGAAGUGGAUACAUUUAAAAAUCAGUGUAUCUUACUGCAUAUAUGUAUAUUUACUAUAUAUAGCAACUAAUUACUGUUCAUAAAGUUCUAUUCAAUAGAGUUCAAAAGACCAAUUGAGACGUACUAUUCUUCAAUAUACAUAUCUAUGAAAAAAUUAAAUCGAAAAAAAGCCCUUCAGUGACUGAGAAAGUAAAAUUGAAAUUGAAAUAUUUUUCCAAUGAGUGUUCUAGUUUUUUGACCAUUCGACUUUCUUUCCAAGAAGGGGGUGAUAUUUUAAAGUGUUUUGAAAGUAUAGUAAGGGUGUGUUGUGCUACGAAUCAUUUAAAAAAUCCAUGGUGUGUUACAGAGUGUAGAAUUGCAGGUUUGAAAGUCAAGAAGGGAAACAACACAAACAUACCCGGAAACGAGUCAUAUUUUUCUGGAUAAGAAAUUAUCACGAGUUCCGUAAAAAUAUUCGCCUCCUGCCAAGCACCACAAUCGCUAUCGACACUGGAUAUCUUGAAUAACAUGAUUUGGACAAAUUGAGUGAAUAAUAAAAUAGAUUAUCUACGCCGCUGAGACACUUGAUCUCCUGCGGCUGUAAAGGAUGGUCAUAUGCAACAAUGUGCAUUUCAUUAUAUGAUAAUCAAUUACGAUUCAAUGCAGAUACACAUUUGUCGUCGUGAGACGUCUGUAAUUUGUGACUCAACGAAAAGAAGAGAUUUUUAGGGUGAUAAAAGAUGAUUGCGAGUGAACGUGAGAGAUUCGUGAGGACCUGCUGUGGGGGCUUCUUACUGCUGCUGUUGCUUCUGCGGACGGCAUGGGGUGCCAAAGUGGGCACAAAUGGAAAAUCCCAUGGGCAACGUUUUGCAAUGGAGCCUCAGGAUCAAACAGCGAUUGUUGGGUCACGCGUGACGCUGCCAUGUCGCGUGAUCGACAAAGUUGGCAUGCUUCAGUGGACCAAGGAUGACUUUGGCCUAGGAACGCAUCGAAACCUCAGCGGAUUCGACCGCUAUUCCAUGGUUGGAAGCGACGAAGAGGGUGACUUCUCCCUCGAUAUCUACCCCGUCAUGUUAGACGAUGACGCCAAAUAUCAGUGCCAAGUUGGACCGGGUGCAGACGGUCAAUUGGGAAUCCGUUCACGUUUCGCCACGCUGACCAUUUUGGUGCCGCCGGAGCCGCCAAAAAUAAUUCAAGGUGAUUUUAUGGUGACCACAGAGGAUCGUGAAAUUGAACUAGAGUGCAUUUCCGUCGGUGGGAAGCCAGCAGCUGAGAUUACAUGGAUUGAUGGCUUAGGAAAUGUACUUACAACCGGAAUAGAUUACAUGAAGGAACCACUACCGGAUUCGAGGCGCUUCACAGCGAAAUCUGUGUUGAAAUUGACACCGAAGAAGGAGCAUCAUAACACAACGUUCACGUGCCAAGCGCAAAAUACCGCCGAUCGAACAUAUCGAGCAGCUAAAUUGAAAUUGGAGGUAAAAUAUGCACCAAAAGUGUCUGUGUCUGUGAUUGGAGGUGCCCUAGCGGGUGGACGAAUACCUGAGGGAGCGGAAGUGAGAUUGUCCUGUCACGCGGACGCCAAUCCCAAUGAUCUGACGUAUCGAUGGUACAUCAACGAUGAGCUUGUGGUGGGUGACUACACCACCGAAAUGCUAAUCCACAACAUCACGCGCAAGUUCCACGAUGCCAUUGUCAAAUGCGAGGUCCACAAUGCCGUGGGGAAGAGUGAGGAGAGUGAAACUCUGGAUAUUAGCUAUGGUCCGGUGUUUAGGACGCGACCGAAAUCCGUUGAGGCAGAUAUUGGGACAGAGGUGUCAUUAUUCUGUGAUGUAGAUGGGAAUCCAGCACCGGAUAUUGUUUGGAUUCACGAUCCAACAGAUCGAGUCGUGCGGACAUCAUCGAAUUUCACAACAACAGUGACACAAGAGACAGCAGGGCGGUAUUACUGCAAAGCCAGCGUGAUGGGCUUCCCCGAGAUUGGUGCUGAGGCCACGGUGUACCUAAAAGGACCACCAGUGAUAUCGUCCUCACAGCGUCAACAUGGCAUUGUGGGUGACAAUGCACGCCUCGAGUGUGUGGCAUUUUCCGUGCCAAAAGCUCGCCAUGUCUCAUGGACAUUUAAUGGGCGAGAAAUUAACACGAGCAACGAUCAGGAUUACUCAAUUCUCGAGGACCCUCUUCCGGAGGGUAUUAAAUCGACACUAAUUAUUCGCGAAAGCCAAUCCCGUCACUUUGGGCGCUACAACUGCACAGUGGUGAAUGACUAUGGCAAUGAUGUCUUGGAAAUUGACCUCCUUCCACAAACGAUAGCACCCUCACUUAUAAUUAUCGUAUGUGUGGGACUCUCGGUGGCGAUAACAAUUCUCGUCGUCAUCUUCCUGUGUAUCUUCCUGAAGCGCGGCAAGAAGAAACUCCCACCUGCUGAUGUUAUUCCUGAGCACCAUAUAUCUGAGAAGGGGUGCAAAGAAAGUGACCGGUCAUCGAACAUUAGUGACCUCAAAGUGGACAUACGGUCUGGAUCGUGUGAGCCAGACUACUCAGAAACGUGCUCUGGCUCUGACAGCAUUGCUACACGUCUCGCAGCCAACAUUCUGGGAUCGAAUCAAACAACAGCAAUUGGUGGGGGUGUACCCCUGGCUGGACCCGUUAAAAUUCCCAAUGAUUACAGGUAUUCCGGAGAUUACACGGACCCAUUAGGACAUUUGCAACAGUUGAAGUCUGGUCAGAACAACAAUGGCUAUGUACCUUAUGUGGAUUAUGCACGAGAUUACAGCCCGCCACCGCAGACACUCACAGCAAUGAGAACAUCGAGUGCCACGAUGAACGGCCAAUUGCCAACUGGUGGCAAUUUCAGUUUGAAUCGUCACAGAACGACAGAGCUGCGCCAAGAUAAUGGACUGCCGAGUGUCCAGAAUAGUCUAAAUUCGCUGCCGAAUGGUUUUCUCGGCCAACCCCUACUGCAGAAUGGACUAAGCAUAGAUCCGCGAUAUAGCGCCACGUAUGGAAAUCCAUAUCUGCGAACAUCGAAUGCCUCCCUCCCACCGUUGCCGCCACCCAGUACGGCGAACCCGGCUGCAACACCAGCACCCCCGCCCUACAAUGCCGCCACGCGAAUCUCCCAGGCGACACCACCCACCACCACGUCCGGUUCCAGUGGUAUCAGUUUGGGUAGUGUUGGCAGUCUUGGCAGCGGCAGCACCACCACACUCCUUCCAAGUCAGGUCUCCGCAAGUCCUUCGGGUCAAUUUAUCCUGCCAGCAAAUGGGAACUUGAAGAAGAGUGGUGCCCUUGCAACGCACGUCUAAACCCAAGGAGGAGGGGAGUGGGGGUAUCAUGUGAUGAUGACCAUAUGAGGUCAUUCAGUGGUUUAUGUGUCAAAGACAAUACAAAGUUCUAUUCAUUAGGAUCCCUUCUAUAUAUUUUCCCUAUAUAGUUCUCUAAGAAUUUCAUACUAAAGGUGCAAAUAUUUCAUCAACGACAGUGAAGGUUAAAAAGAAAGAGAAAUGUGCAAAGUACAGGGUGUUUCAGUGAAAAAAAAAACUUUUGCCCGAACUCCAGAGGACUCAAUACAUAUUCUUUCAUUUUUUCCAUUUAGAAUUUCUUUUGAUUUAUUGAAAAUGUCUCAAUAUUCACAAAGUAAGUAUUUAUAUAAUUUCUUUUCUAAAUUUAUACAAGAAAAUGGAUUAAUUAGAGAUUGUUUUUAUAUGAUGACAAUCAUAUUGAUUUUGUCUCAUAAGAGUAAAUUAAAUUUUUUCAAAUGAAAACUUGAAUUAUUUUGUUGAAAAUCAAAUUUGAAAUUUUAUAACGAUAAAUCUUGAAGAGAAAAUAAACUUUUCCUAUUUAUAUGAA